UUUAAUUUCAUUCCCCAGGACGGAUAAUUGCUGGGUGAGGAGAAUGGGAGAUGAGCAGGAGAUCAUGUGCAAACUGGAGAGCAUUAAAGAGAUCAGAAACAAGACCCACCAAAUGGAGAAGAUAAAAGCCCGUUUGAAGGCAGAGUUUGAAUCGCUGGAAUCAGAGGAACGCCACCUAAAGGAGUACAAGCAGGAGAUGGACCUCUUGCUUCAGGAGAAGAUGGCACAUGUAGAAGAGCUGAGGCUGAUCCAUGCUGAUAUUAAUGUGAUGGAAAAUACAAUCAAGCAAUCGGAAAAUGAUCUGAACAAGCUGCUGGAAUCUACUCGGCGCCUGCAUGAGGAAUACAAGCCUCUGAAAGAACAUGUGGACGCCCUCAGGAUGACAUUGGGCCUACAGAGGCUGCCGGACCUUUGUGAGGAAGAAGAGAAACUGUCCCUCGACUACUUUGAAAAACAGAAAGCAGAAUGGCAGACAGAACCACAGGAGCCACCCAUUCCAGAAUCCCUUGCAGCAGCCGCAGCAGCAGCACAACAGCUACAAGUAGCCAGAAAGCAGGACAACAGACAAACAGCUACAUUCCGCCAGCAGCCGCCUCCCAUGAAGGCCUGCUUGUCUUGUCACCAGCAGAUCCACCGCAAUGCGCCCAUAUGCCCGCUUUGCAAAGCCAAGAGCCGAUCCAGAAAUCCAAAAAAGCCAAAGCGAAAGCAAGAUGAAUAGACCUCAUCCAUUCCGUCUGAGUCUCAGAUACUCUUCCUUUCCCAACACUGUUUCCAGUAAUAAUGUAACUGUGCUCGCCCCGAAUUCUGUGCAAUCUUGAACUGAACUUGUGGUGUUUUUCUAUUUAACGUGUUGUAAGCACAAAGGGGCCUGCUCCAUUACCGUGGCUUGGCUGUAAUGAGAAACAGCUUAGGGCUGCAAUACCAAGUUAAAGGCAUGCUCCGGCCCUAGGCUGCAACUCUGACGCCACUAUACAUUCCCAGUGUUAUGUUCGUACAUUUAGGAGUCUUUUGGUGCUAUCCGUACAUCUUGCGCUCUGAGCAAAGUCUUAGGAAGUGAUAUGGAAAGAAAGGCAAAAUCUUCUGGAAAUUGCAGCACAAAGAGAGAAUGAGACACCAACGUGCUGUGGUUUUCAAAAAAACUUCCUGCCUUUUAUUGCCAAAUUCAUUGAUUAAAUAAAAUGUAAGAUAUUCAUACAAAAA
This is a messenger RNA of Xenopus tropicalis (tropical clawed frog), 1200 nucleotides long. RefSeq names its product zinc finger, C4H2 domain containing (gene zc4h2). The record is from RefSeq and is marked provisional. NCBI's taxonomy places the organism in Eukaryota, Metazoa, Chordata, Amphibia, Anura, Pipidae. Gene Ontology annotation, biological process: neuromuscular junction development; spinal cord motor neuron differentiation; nervous system development. Gene Ontology annotation, cellular component: nucleus.